UCGGUAGCUCGACAAGUGACUCAAUAGUCGAUACUCAAUCGAAUUAUCGAAUGUUGAUGUUGGCAUCUGGCAAGUUGGUAUUUUGGAUUUUGGCAUUUGGCAAUGUGUGAUUAAAUUUGUGGUUAGGUAUUUUAACAGAUUUGCUGUUGUCGUUUCCGAUUAUCAUUUGACUGAAAGAUUUGAGAAUGUACGGGUUUAAAAUUCCCAAUACGAAUAUUUGUGUUGAUUAUUGGGACGAUGAAGAGGAGCCUCAAGUCAGGUUCCUGACUCAUGUUCACGACAAUCGAUUGCAAAACAUCUCAAAUGUUAAAGACACAAUAUACAUGACGGCGUUUAGUCUUUGGUUUUUGAAGUACAUUCGCAAGGAAGAUUUGGAGGGAGAAGUAGUUUGCUUAUCGUUGAAUAAAAACCAUAGGCUUGAAGGAGCCUGUAAUGGAGAUAUCACACCUUUCUACGUGACUCUAAUCGACUCCAAUCAUUGUCCGGGCUCAGUCAUGUAUUUAUUCGAAGGUAAAUUAAUUCAGUGCUCCAUUAUUAAUUUGUUAUCAAUUAUCCCAAAGAUAUAA
This is a messenger RNA of Nilaparvata lugens (brown planthopper), 566 nucleotides long. RefSeq names its product 5' exonuclease Apollo-like. NCBI's taxonomy places the organism in Eukaryota, Metazoa, Arthropoda, Insecta, Hemiptera, Delphacidae. Gene Ontology annotation, molecular function: 5'-3' DNA exonuclease activity; damaged DNA binding. Gene Ontology annotation, biological process: protection from non-homologous end joining at telomere; double-strand break repair via nonhomologous end joining; interstrand cross-link repair. The record is from RefSeq and is a predicted model, not a curated record. The transcript has 3 exons. The coding region runs from base 186 to 566 and encodes 126 amino acids.